This is a messenger RNA of Mytilus californianus (California mussel), 4053 nucleotides long. RefSeq lists its product as uncharacterized. Gene Ontology annotation, molecular function: protein binding. The record is from RefSeq and is a predicted model, not a curated record. The transcript is spliced from 3 exons. NCBI's taxonomy places the organism in Eukaryota, Metazoa, Mollusca, Bivalvia, Mytilida, Mytilidae. The coding region runs from base 26 to 3109 and encodes 1027 amino acids.
CUCUUCUAAGGACUUUGAUCUGACAAUGAUGAUUUGUCUGCUGCGUAAUAUAGGAGGUUUAUCAACACCAUCGAAUGGAUGGGACCAACUUCCGCAUCCAAAUGAUACGUUACCAGGAGCAGACUUAGCUACACUGAAGUGGUACAGAAAUCAAUUGGCCCAUACGACAGUUACUUCUAUGGAUAACAAUGAGUUCAAUGACAAAUGGACUCUUGUUGAAAAGGCAUUGACAUCUUUAAAUAAAGGUCAAAUUCUACACGAAGUCACUGAAAUCUUGAAUUACGAUCUUGAUGGAGAACAAACAAAGACAUUAGCAAACGCAGAACUAAAGCAACUGAAAAAAGAAUACCUGGUUUGGGAAAAGGAAAAAGACCAGAUAGAAAGUGAUUUCACUUAUUACAGAAAAGGAUAUCUGCCAAAAAACAUUGCAGAAGCGAAUGCAACUUUGGUUGAAACAUGGCUUAAUGAUGACAAAACUUUUUACGAAACAGAGGGAUCGGAACUUGUUUAUGAUAAACUACAUGAUUGUAAUUGUAUUUUGGUGACAUCAAAUUCAGGAUUAGGAAAGACGGCUACCAUCCGACAUAUCGCAUUAAAAUUUAAAAUGGAAGGUUUUGAAAUUGUUAACGUUCCCGUAGAGUCCCCAGAGUAUAUAAUUAAGUACAAAACAAAUAAAAAACAAAUAUUUCUCAUUGAUGAUGUCCUUGGUAAAUACAAUUUAAGUCCAACACUUUUGGAAAAAUGGGAAAGAAUAAACGAAAAACUUAUCAGCUGCUUGGAAACAGAAUUAAAUUCAAAUAAAAUAUUGUGUACACUAAGAUUACAAAUAGCACGCAAUAAAAGAUUUGAAAAUGCAUCGACAAUUCUAAACAAAGAAGUCAUUGAUUUAGAACACGAGUCUUAUGCACCUUCAAAAGAGGAAAAACAGGAAAUAUUGAUGAAUCAUCUUAAGGCAAAUGACUUAGAAAAGGAAAUUAAAACACAGGAGGUUGAGAUAAUGUGUGACACGACUUAUGCAUUUCCUCUUCUUUGCAAAUUAGUUUCAAAUGACGAGGAAAUAUUUAAAAAAAGAAUCUCAUUCUUUAAGCAACCAUUAUCACUGUUUAGGGAGGAACUUGAGAAAAUAGGGAAUGAAAAUAAGAAGCUAUAUUGCAUUUUGGUGAUAUGUAUGUUGUAUAAUGGUUCAUUUAGUAAAAAUAUAUUUGAUAUUGACUCAGAUGAAUGUGAUGAGAAAAUAUACAGAAUAAUGAAAACUUGCAAACUUCAAGAAAACAUGUCUAAGAAAGAACUCGAGGAUAUCGUGUUUUCUGCUAUAGGAUCGCAUUUCACAAAGGAUGGCUACAAUUUCCAGUUUAUUCACGAUUCGUUUAAAGAAACUGUCGGUUGUCAUUUCUAUACAUUUGAUCCCCAAGUAAUGUUUUCAGACUGUGAUAUCCUGUUUAUUAGAGAUCGGGUCAGAGUUCAUUCCAUUGAAAACAUGAAUGAAAAUGUUGAUGAAAAUUUUGUGAUCAUUCAGGAAGAUGAAUUGAAUGAGAAUCAUUUUAAUUCGUUAUUUGAUAGAUUGUCGAAUGAAUUAAAUAGUGGGAGGUUUUCCAGUUUGUUGAUGAGCCACCUUUUUAAGAAUAGAGAUUUUGUCUAUACAUUUGGGACCCGUUAUGAAAAUAAUCAGGGCAUGCUGGGAUCAACAAAUUUGUUUUUGAAGAAGGUUAGUUCUGAGCGGAUUUGGAGCCAUUUGUUUAGACAUGUUAAUAAUCCCUUUGAAACAGACCAGUCAGUUAGUGUAGCGAAAAGAAUAAAAGAUAUAUUUCUAUCGAAUGAAGAAUUCAUAGAUAAGCAGGAUGCCAUUAGUCGAGUUAUAGAGGCCAUAGCUGCCAGAAGUACAUUUAUACACUGGAUUGUGGCGUUUGGCUGCAAUACAUCUUUUCAAUAUGCUUGGAGCAAGAUGACAUCUUUGGAGCAUAAAUGGAUUUUGGGAAGAGAUUAUACAUACAACCCCUUAGUAAAGUCCUUCUUUCCUCUAGCUGUUCUUGGUGGUAGCUUAGAUAUUGUAACAAAGUUAAUUUCUACUGGUGCAGAUGUAAACUGCAUUUCCGAAUUUUGGGAAACACCUUUAUAUAUAGCAGUAAAAUCAGAUCGCUAUGAUAUGGUACGCUUACUGGUGAGAAAUGGAGCAAAGGUAAACCUACGAGGAUGGUUUGCAAUGAAGAUUCCAAUAGCUGUUACUUCAAACAAACAGGAAUUUACUAGUUUGAUUCUUGAAUACGAUUCAAACCAGACUGAGCUUCAUAAAGCAGUCCGACAUAACGAAUUAGAAAAUUUGAGAUCAAAUAUUCGGUCAGAUAAUAUUGAUUCUAAAACAAAGAGCGGAUGGACAAUUCUACAUUACGCUGUAAUAUUGAAUAAUUUAGAAGCUGUAAAGGUUUUAUUUCAUAAGGACUUGCCGCAAAACGAUGAUUCUUAUUUUGACUUUACACAAGAUGACCAAGAGAGCGAAUUAUUGUGCAGAGAACCGACACCAAAAAUAAACAUUACUGACAAUAACGGACUUACUGCUAUGCAUCUAGCAGUAAUAAAUGAUAAUAUCGAGAUGAUAUCUGCUCUGCUGGGUUAUAAAGCUGAGGUGAAGGUUCGUGAUGUUUUUAAUAGAACCCCGUUACAUUACGUAAACAGUGAAAGAGCAAUAAAAUUACUGCUCACUCAUACCUCUCAGAAUCUGUGUUCGGAAGAUUAUCAAAGCGUAGAAGAGGGGGGAGUGCACGGAAAGAUACCAAUUUCAGUUUUCAGGACCAUAUGUUUUAAUAUUACUGUACACAAUUCUUUCAGAAAUAUUGGUCGUGACUUUAUAAACAUGCCAGACAAGGAGGGUAAUACACCCUUGCAUUCUGUUAUAAACAAGUGCCUUUUAAAAAAGGAAAUCACUGGUUGUAUAGAAACAUUGCUAGAGAAUGGGGCCAAUCCUUAUUUAUUUAAUGAUAGUGGCACUUCAUCAUUAGAGUUAAUUAAAAGCAGUUUUGAUACAGUCAAAAACAUAAACAAUAGUGAAAACUAUAAACAAUCACAUACGAAAACUUAUAACGUAUUUGCUUUAGGCAUGUUCAUCUUAACUUGAGUGACUUUGGGCCUAGCGAUAUAUCUGUCCUCUGUUAUUAGAAAGGAAAGUCAAACUGAACUUUUCUGCGUUGGACAAGGUGCAGAAUCUACUCAUAUUUCCUUGGUGCAGGUGACGAGAAGCAUAAACGUUAUAAUAUUUUCUUUUGUACUUCUUUGGUUAUUAUCAAUUACGUUUUACAUGAGGUGUUCAGAUCUCCUUCGGCGAUGUUUUGGUUUGUUUUUAGUAUUAAUAAUUCUAGGGUGUGGUUCUUUAUUAUUAUUUGGUCCAUUUGUAUAUAUUCAAUUCAUAUACAGGUUUAUGUAUGCAAUGAUUGAAGUUGUAAUAAUAUGUUCGAUCUUUAUAAAAUUGAUGUCAAAUUUAACACCUGUAGUAUUAGUAUGUUGGAACAGAGGGAACAUAGCUGUUCUAAUGUGUUUGUUCCUUCUGAUCUUUGCUAUUUUCUAUGUGUUUGUAUCUACCGCAUCUACUGACGACAAAAAAUUUGACAAUUUUGAUUCCACGCACGAUAUAAAUACACUGAACAUUACAACUUCAAAUUGUACAGAUUUUAGUUCUGUAAAUAUCUCAUGUACAAGUUUUGCCUAUAAUGUUACUUAUAAGAAUGGGGCCGAUUUCUCAAUACAAUGUCGUACUGACCCUAAUAUUACAAGUUAUAAUGUUACACUUACAGUGGAUUCAGGAUUUAUAGACUGGUCAGAAAUAGGACUAAUGUCUUUAUUUUGUUUGAAUCUUUCGUUACAUGCAACAAGUGUCUUUUGUUUUUCAAACUGUAUCCUUGUAAUAAUAAUUAUGAAAAUAUUCGGCCGGCAAAAAUCGUUCCCGCUUAUUAUUGGAGUGGCAAUGUGUUUUUUAUAUUUAGAUAUAUUGUGUCAAAUGAUGUAUUAAUAUGAGUAGGUGUGAUAGAAUGUUGUAGAAAAUUAAAAAAAUUAAAACGAUAACAA